Durotheca rogersii is the source of this 507-nucleotide messenger RNA. RefSeq lists its product as uncharacterized. Bases 1 to 507 code for a protein of 168 amino acids. The record is from RefSeq and is a predicted model, not a curated record. NCBI's taxonomy places the organism in Eukaryota, Fungi, Ascomycota, Sordariomycetes, Xylariales, Xylariaceae. The transcript is spliced from 3 exons.
AUGUCUUCCUGCUCUCCUCUGAAGACAUGCAACUACGACAAGUUGUUCCACGGCUGGAACAACGUGCUUGUCCCCGUGCACGAUUCUCGAGAGCAUCUGCUGAUGGUAAAAUGCGGUCUUGUUUCCUCCAAGUUGGCCGAUCUCACACAAGAUCCCAAGUCACAUCGUUUCCAUAACAAGACUAUACACGCGAGCUCAGCACCCUGCAGCCUCACGUACCGUUGUCUACUUCAUCUAUAUAUCGCCACCUUCAGUCUCGUCACCAUGAGCAACAAGGAUCAGACCGUAUCGGAUUACGCGAACAACCUUGCCGCCGAUAGUAUAUCGCUGUAUUGGACGCCAACCGGACGGUGGCGCAAGGUGCAUGGCGACUGCAAGUCCGGCACCGGCGGAAAACGGGUGAUGAGAACCACGCAGACCUCCUCGAGAGAAUACGAAGUCAAGAUUUCUAGAGAAUGGGAGGAAUAUUUGGGGGAAGACCUACGCCGCCGAGCCGUCGUUCUCUGA